Molecule: messenger RNA, 670 nt
Organism: Phragmites australis (common reed)
Lineage: Eukaryota; Viridiplantae; Streptophyta; Magnoliopsida; Poales; Poaceae
Exons: 2
Coding region: 161-670 (169 amino acids)
Source: RefSeq, a predicted model, not a curated record
UCCGCCAUGGGCUCGACAGGGAGCGUCCCCGGUAGGACCACAUGGUGCAGCGUCGGCGAAAGGGUCACAGACGAGGAGCCCCCACUCGAAGUUGACCCACAAGAGCUUCCCGUCGUGAGGGAAUACGUCGUGGGAGGACCACAUCCAGCUCCACCCCGACAUGGAGGAGUUGGAGGGGCAGCUCAGGUCCCUCUCGACCCACGCGUCCGUGCCCGAGCGGAAGGAGAGGAGGGUGAAGCGGUCGCCGUCGCCAUCGGCGAAACGGAUUCGGCGACUACGUACUCGACGCCGCCGCGCUGCCGGGGAGGAAGACGAGGCCAACGUUUCUGACAUUGUUCGAGGUGUCAGGCGGGCCGGGGCCCGGGGGCAGGCGCGGUCGGGGACGCGCACGACGGCGGUGGCCGCGAACGUGUCGCGCCAGGCAUCGGCUGGGAAGAAUCCGUGCGUCACGAGGUGGAUGCCCAGGGCGUCGGAGUCGAGGUCGAAUCCGACGAAGGGCCGGUCGGAGACGUGGAGGAGAGGAGGGGUCGGAGGCGACGUAGCGGUGCCUAGGGCGGAGAAUUGUUGUGGCUGGCUGCGGCGUGGUGAGCUGAAGGUAAAAUGCGGUUUGAGCAAGGCUGGUAAGAACAGAGAGGCACAGAGGAGCGAGGUAAACGAAGAAAAAGGGUAA